AUGAGCACAAUUCCCGCACGUCUGGCCCGCGCUGCGACGUCCUCGCGCGGCGACCCGGUAAAGUCGCGCGAGCAGGUCAUCAAAUUAUACCGCAACUGGUACCGUUCUGCGCCGGAGAUUUGUACUCUGUACGCGUUGAACGUGCCUGCAUCACUCGUGCGCUCUCGCGUCCGCGAGCAGUUCGAGAAGAACAGGCAUAUCACCGACCCCAACGUCAUCGACAUGCUGCUCAUCAAGGGCCAUAAUGAGUGGCAGGAGACGAUGAAUUGCUGGAAGAUGGAGAGUCAUGUGUUGGGCAUCUUGUUGGAGGAGCGUAAGCUGCCUCAGCGGAGCUUUAUGGAUAAGUUCUUGGAGGGGAGGGACGAUGAUGGUGUUAUUCCAGCCAGUCCAGCGUAG
This is a messenger RNA of Peniophora sp. CBMAI 1063, 396 nucleotides long. The record is from the annotation of a GenBank genome assembly. NCBI's taxonomy places the organism in Eukaryota, Fungi, Basidiomycota, Agaricomycetes, Russulales, Peniophoraceae.